CGAAAGGCUCAAAGUAGAAGAUAGUGUUUCAAUUGUUAAAUAAAAUGCCUGAAAUAUUACAAGUAGAAAAUCUCGAUAAUAUCUUUUGUUUCCAAUCCAUUCCGCCCUGGUCGGCAGUAAUACAAGAGCACUCUCCGCAAUCUCCAACACCAUCACAUCUCCUUCAACACCGUCACCAUGAUUGCCACAAUGACAGAGGCGGUUCCGAUUCAAAUCGACCCCAAGAACACUGGUCUUGUCACAACCGGAAACAUCACACCAGAGUCGAUCGAAGCAUGCAACAAGUUCCUCAAGAAGAACCAUGAGGAGUGGCACAUGUUCUUCCGUGACCGAGCUGGCCACAACCACAUUGCACACAGCCUUCUCUCCGUACUCUCAAUGGGCGGAACCCCUGAAGAUUUGGAAGGUCGUUACGAAGACGGCGUUCAGAUCCAGCGCGUCAUCCCUGACAUCGACACGGAACUGCUCGAGAAGCUGAGCGACAAGAGCAACCCCAACGCCGUUUACGAUGCCUUAAUCGGCGAGGUGCACCAAUACCACACCUUCCUCGAGUUCUUCAAGAACGAGAUCGCGGUCAAGGGAUGGAAAGCCGCCAUCCAGGAGUACGUGCUGGACCGAACCCCAACGGCCGAUCUGAUCCUCGCCCGCAUGUACGAGGGAGCCUAUCACCCCAUCAUCCACCUGGGUCUCGGUGUCGAAUUCGAGCAGCCCGCCAUCGUCGCAGAAGCCCUUGCACAAGCCGCUGCCCACGACGACAGCCACAUCGGCAAGCUCUUCAACGCCGCGGAGCAGGAAGCCGAGAUCUCCUACCCAUCCGUCAAGCCCAAGUCGAUGCUUGACCUGAUCCACGAAGUCCGCGCCACCGACAAGAUCCGCACCGCACCCGUCUGGAGCGACUUCGGCAACAAGAUGCGUGACGGCAUCGUCGGACGUGCGGGCGAAGAGAUGGCGAGCCUCGCCUCGCAGUUCCGCAUCCGCCACGACGAGGAGUCCCUCGAGCGCCGCACUGCUGAAAUGAUCGCAACCUGCGCGUACUUCGCCGGCGCCGCUCAGGACCCCGCAAAGGCCCACAUCCGCAAGACUAAGAUCGACUUCUUCUACAUGCACGCCGUCACCAGCAGCAUCUUCUUCACCGUCUUCAUCCGCCAGCCGUGGAUCAAGCUCGAGGACCGCAUCCGCCUCGUCGAGUGGAAGGGCCGCCUAGACCUCGCCUGGUACGCUGUCUCCGGCUGCUCUGUCCUCGACGGCGCUGCCAUCUCAAACUACUCCUCCCCCGAGAGCGACGGCAUGUCUUGGGAUGACCUGUUCAGCGCCGUCUGCAAGGAGCACGACGACGGACACGCCGCGAAGUUCAUCCGUGCGCUCAAGAACGGCGAGAACUGCGCCAGCAAGUACGAGAACGGGGAGUUCGAGACUUACUUCCCCAUGCGCGGCGAUAUGUGGUUGAGGCUUGCGAGGAUGUGCCAGGACACCACCAAGAAUCUGCACACGGAUCUCAAGUGGGUGCCCUUCACGGGCUUCGAACAGCCCUGGAAGAGGCCAGAUUUGGUCAAGCAACAGCCGCAAUAGAUUGUAAUAGGCGAUGGGGUAAUGAAAUAGAAUUGUGUUGUUUCAUAUUCGUAUAGAUACUAUCUUGAUGGAAUGAAAAAUGAAAUGAAAUGAAAAAUGAAAUUUUACUCUCAGUUUCUCUUUCUCGAUGAACUGAGUUUUAAGCUAUCU
Messenger RNA from Aaosphaeria arxii CBS 175.79, 1719 nucleotides. RefSeq lists its product as uncharacterized. Gene Ontology annotation, molecular function: oxidoreductase activity. Bases 190 to 1569 code for a protein of 459 amino acids. The record is from RefSeq and is a predicted model, not a curated record. Lineage: Eukaryota; Fungi; Ascomycota; Dothideomycetes; Pleosporales. The transcript has a single exon.